Messenger RNA from Mytilinidion resinicola, 624 nucleotides. RefSeq lists its product as uncharacterized. The record is from RefSeq and is a predicted model, not a curated record. NCBI's taxonomy places the organism in Eukaryota, Fungi, Ascomycota, Dothideomycetes, Mytilinidiales, Mytilinidiaceae. The transcript is spliced from 2 exons. Bases 209 to 544 code for a protein of 111 amino acids.
CUCGCUCUCGCUGCGUCUGGCGGUAUUGCUGCGGUUUGCCCCAUGAGGCGUGAAGCUUUGCCGGUUCCAAACGAGGCACUGAAGCUCGACGCUCGUGCUGAACAAGAGUAUCGUGAAGAGCUGGAGGAGCGUGGAUUGCAUGCCUCCUGCGUGAGUGAGUCCCACUGAGCCUGAUACUGGGACUAACACUUCCCAACAGAUCAUCUACAUGGCGUCUUGCCUGGCGACAUAUGGUCUACCUGGCUGGAAGUACCAAGUUACAAAGAUAGCCCACGUAUUCGUCCUCCCCUGGACACUUUGCGCUUCUGCAGCGGUCUUGGGGGGCUCUUGCCUAGAUAAAAAUCUUCAAGCAACGCACAGCGAGCCCGGCGAAAUGUUCAUCUAUCAACGAAACCACGGCCUUGUUGAUCCACAAGAUAGCUCGUGCACGGAAAUUACUUGCUCAACAACAGGGUCCGACCCGAGAAUAAAUGCACACUGUGACAACCUUGGGUGCGGAGACUGCUUUCGUCAUCCGGGCGGCGGAAUCUAUUGCACAGACUAGAUCGAUCGUGGAUUUGACCUUGAUCACUGUGGUGCAGAUAAGUUUUAGGUAGGUGCGUGUAGAGGUUCGAGUUGGAGGGG